Messenger RNA from Tilletiopsis washingtonensis, 468 nucleotides. RefSeq lists its product as hypothetical. Gene Ontology annotation, molecular function: DNA binding. The transcript has a single exon. The annotation marks the transcript as partial. Lineage: Eukaryota; Fungi; Basidiomycota; Exobasidiomycetes; Entylomatales. The record is from RefSeq and is a predicted model, not a curated record.
CCGACGUACAUCGGCUACAUCAAGACGGCCUCGGACGCCAUCCUCCUCCUCUCGGCCUGCGACCUGCCCGCCAACGCCGGCCUCGCCCGCGGCGCCUGCCCGCCGCCGCGAUGCGUCACUCGCCGCCUGCUCGACAGUGAGCGCGCCACGCUCAUCCGCUCCGGCAGCGUCUUCGCCUGGGACGAGAAGUCGGCCGGCAUGCGUCGCUGGACCGACGGCAAGUGCUGGAGCGCCAGCCGUGUCUCCGGCUGCUUCCUCACCUACCGCGAGCUCGAGGUGCGCAAGAAGCCCGCCAGCAGCACGGCCAACGGCAGCACCGUCGCCACGGCCAACCAGUACAAGGUCGACGGCCUCAUCAAGCAGAGCUUCACCAUCACGACGCGCAGCGGCCGCAAGCUCCACGUCAUCUCCUACUACACCAAGCGCGACUUCCGCGAGGGCCGCCUGCGCCGUGUCAGCGAGGACCCG